Molecule: messenger RNA, 918 nt
Organism: Talaromyces rugulosus
Lineage: Eukaryota; Fungi; Ascomycota; Eurotiomycetes; Eurotiales; Trichocomaceae
Exons: 2
Coding region: 1-918 (305 amino acids)
Biological process (GO): proteolysis
Molecular function (GO): peptidase activity
Source: RefSeq, a predicted model, not a curated record
AUGGAAGGGGCUAUCCCGUUCAACAUUGAAGGCAUCGACGAGCCUUGCUACACGUGGUAUAAGGUUUACGGCGAUUUGAAGGCGACCCCUGGCAACAUUAGACCGCUAGUUCUGUACCCUGGUGGACCAGGAGCGUGCCAUGAGUAUCUACUCCCUCUUGUGGAUUUACACGAACAGCAUCGGAUUCCGUUGGUAUUCUAUGAUCCAGUCGGCAAUGGAAAGUCCUCGUCGCUCUCCCAGAAAGCAGACGACGUGUCUUUCUGGACCCCAGAGCUCUUUGAAAACGAGCUUCACAACUUGGUCAACUAUUUAGGACUUCACGAGCGCGGGUUCGACUUUUUUGGUCACAGUUGGGGUGGCAUGCUAGGCUCUCGCUAUGCCGCUUCACAGCCAAAAGGCCUCCGGAAGCUUGUACUGGCGAAUACACCAUCCAGCGUGAAACUCCUAAAUGACCAUGAUAAGAGUCUUUUGUCUCAAUUUCCACAGGAAGUUCAAGAAGCAUUUGAGAAAGCAGAAAAAGAAGGUCGUUCCGACUCAGAGGAGUAUCAGCAAGCAGCAAUAGCGUUCUAUAAGAAACACCUCUGCCGCGCUGAUCCAUGGCCUAGUGAGAUGGAAGCCACCUUGAGUCACCUGGAGGAAUCAAAAGCCUAUCAACAUAUGUACGGUCCUUCAGAGUUGACUUGUACCGGCAUUUUGAAAGACUGGGACACUGCCCCAAUAGCAUCUCAGAUACAAGCUCCGACGCUCUUAAUCAACGGCCAGUACGACGAAGUUGGGGACUCGGCAGUGCAGCCAUUCUUUGAUACGAUCCCGCGGGUUCGUUGGAUUACCCUAGAGGGUGCAAGUCAUAUGGCUCACAUUGAAGUACGCCAGCGAUUUAUGGAAGUGCUGUCUGGAUUUCUGCUGAGUCAAUCUUGA